AUGGUGUCCCCGCCCCUCCGCAGCCGAGCACCUCGAGAGCUGGCCAGCGCCCCCUCUGCGGGCGGUUUCUGCGGCCCCCCGGCGGCGGGCGCCAUGCAGCUGGCUAGGGUCCGGGCAGGAGGCGCGCCGCGGGCCCGCCGCGGCGCCGCGCUCCUGGCCUCCUGCGCCGCGGCCGCGCUCGCCGCGCACCGGUGCCUCGCGUUCGGGCUCCUGGCGGGCAGGUCGUCAGGCGUGAAGCGCGGCGCAGUUGCCGUCGGGCGGCGGGCCGUGCAGACCGUGGAGGAGGUGCGGACAGAGGUCCGGGGCAAGGAGGGCUCCGCAGAGUUCCGAAGAUUCUUCCUUGGCGCGGACGGCAAGGAGGUCUCUCCGUGGCACGACCUGCCCCUCGAGGUCAGCGGCGUGAAGGGCGAUUUCUGGAUGGUCACGGAGAUACCGAAGAUGACGAAGCCAAAGAUGGAGAUCGCGACGAAGGAGCCGUGGAACCCGAUAGCGCAGGAUGUCAAGAACGGGGCGCUUCGUGAUUACCACGGCCCGAUCUUCUGGAAUUACGGGUUCCUCCCCCAGACUUGGGAGGAUCCUUCCCACAUGCACAAUGAGCUGAAAGUGAACGGCGACGAUGACCCUGUAGACGUUGUGGAGAUCGGCAGCCGAGCGCACAAGCAAGGCGAGAUUGUUAGAGUCAAGGUGUUGGGAGUAUUGGCAAUGAUCGAUUCGGGCGAGCUGGACUGGAAGGUUAUCGCGAUCUCCGCCGACGAUGAGCUCGCAGAUCAGCUCAACGACAUCAAAGACGUCGAGACGAAGAUGGUUGGCGUAGUGGCGGGGAUCCGCGAGUGGUUCCGGUGGUACAAGACGCCGGACGGGAAGCCCCUCAACAGCUUCGGCUACGGCGAAGAGGUUCUUGGCAAGAAGAGGGCGCUGGAGGUUAUCCAGGAGACGCACGAUUCGUGGGCCCGCCUGCGGGAGAGCGGCGGGUCCAAGCUGUGGACGGGCAAGUGA
Prorocentrum cordatum is the source of this 996-nucleotide messenger RNA. Lineage: Eukaryota; Dinophyceae; Prorocentrales; Prorocentraceae. The record is from the annotation of a GenBank genome assembly.